Messenger RNA from Prunus armeniaca (apricot), 768 nucleotides. Lineage: Eukaryota; Viridiplantae; Streptophyta; Magnoliopsida; Rosales; Rosaceae. The record is from the annotation of a GenBank genome assembly.
AUGGAUAUGGAUGAAAUGGCUAAGAGUGAAGUACUCAAUUCCUCGUUGUGUUUUUCUAGACCUUCACUGCUUUUUGCUGUCCUAAUUCCUUCACUGCUUUGUAUUGCUGUCCUAAUUCCUUCUUUAGGUUUCAUUUGCUUUCCGAGCUUUGAGUUCUUCCCUCUCCUUCUUACAAUUUCAAUUUUGAUCCUGUCAACCAUUUUUGUCCUCACAAACACAAAUAAAAAGGUGAUUUUGGAUGAGAAACCAGUUGGGAAUCUUCUCUGUGGCCAAGAAAAUCUUCUGCAUGAUGGAGAGGGAAUUAGAGAGCAGCUAGUUCAAGAAGUAGAAGAUCAAAAUGAGGUAGGGCAUGAACUGCUUCCAACUGUGGAAACUGUCACACAAACUGCCCAGCAAAGUGAAAAUGUUACAAAUUAUGACUACCAAGUUGAACAUUCUGAUGUUCCAUCAGAGAGUGAUGAACAAUCAGUGCCAAGUGAGAAUUUUGAGCUCAAUUGGAUGUGUUGUAACAAUUUGGGUCUAAAAGUUGAGAUAUCUGAUGGUUGUUCAGUCUCUGAUGAUGAUGAUGAUAGCCUCAUUGAGAUCAAUCUUCCAGCAAGUGAGCCAAAGGAAAAGCUGCAGUCAAAUUUGCCAGACUCCAUUUUCAGGCAACAAGGUCUGAGAGAGCACUUAGCAGAUAUCAAUGAGGUGAAUGAGGAAGACAACCUGAUUGAGAUUGACAUUUCCAUGGGCUCUAUCAAGUGUCCAGGGUUUGAGAUUGAAGCAUGA